CUGUGACGCCCAAAGUUGGAAAAAAAGAAAAAAACAAAAGAAGCGGGCGAGAGCCGAGUCCCGAACCCUCCUCCGCACCGGUCUAGGGUUCCGGCGACCGAGAUGUCGAGUCCGCGGCCGAUGGCCACGCCGGCGAUCUCCUCCGGCGGCGGCGGAGGUGGCGGCGCCGCCUCCUCGCCGGCGGCGAGCGGCGGCGCGGUGCUCGGGGACGAGGCGAUCUGGAGGCGGCUCAGGGAGGCGGGGCUCGACGAGGAGACGGUGAAGAGGAGGGAUAAGGCCGCGCUGAUCGCCUACAUCUCCAAACUGGAAUCCGAGAUGCAUGAGUAUCAACACCACCUGGGCCUCCUUAUAAUGGAGAAGAAGGAGUGGACUUCUAAAUAUGAUCAACUUAAGGCCUCCGCUGAGUCUUCAGAGCUCAUGCACAAGCGUGAACGAGCUGCACAGUCAACUGCUUUAGCUGAAGCAAAGAAACGAGAAGAGAGCCUAAAAAAUGCAUUAGGCAUUGAGAAAGAAUGUGUAUUAAAUAUAGAGAAGGCUUUGCAUGAUAUGCGAGCUGAAUUAGCUGAAACAAAGGUCACAUAUGAAAGCAAGCUGGCUGAAGCCAAUCAAAUGAUGGAGGAUGCACAAAGGAAAUCUGAGGAGGCGGAAACAAAACUAAUUGCAGCGAGAUCUUUGGAAACAGAUUCUAUUCGAACUCGUGAUUCUGCUUUAAGAAGUUUGCAGGAUGUUGAAGCUCGUGAAGAUGAACUUAGAAGGCGUCUCGUUUCUUUCCAAUUCGAACGGGAGGCCAAGGAAAAUGAGAUCAGCCUUCAAAGGAAAUCUCUGAAUGAUAGUCAAAAGAUUUUGCAUGAAGAGGAAGAAAGAUUAAUUGAAAAACAAUCUCUUCUAAAUCAGAGGGAGCAAUAUAUUUUAGAAAGAUUGGAAAAUUUAAGCCAAUUUGAGAAAAAAUUGGAGGAGGAAAAGUCUAUAUUUGAAGGCGAACGGAAAGCUCUAACUGACGAGAGAAGUAAAUUGGAUCUUAAUAUUGCUGCGCUGGCAAUUAGGGAGGAAGCUAUUAUUCAGAAGGAAUCGCUGCUUGACAAAAGAGAACGCGAGUUGCUCAUUUUGCAGGAAACAAUUGCAAGCAAAGGACAAGUGGAGGUUCAAAGACUUAUUGAUGAGCAGCACUCUAUUAUGGAAAAGAGAAUGCGGGAAUUCGAAUCUGAAAUGGAAAAGAAGCGAUCGAUGUGGGAGGAUGAGAUGGGGGCAAAAAAGUUGUCUUUGGAUGAGAGAGAGAAUGUUCUAACUGAAAGAGCAAAUUCUAUUCAGGAGAGAGAAAAAGCUGUUGAAAUUCAGCUUACUGAGUUGGCAGCGAAGCAACAGGAGGUAGCCAAUAAACUAAACCAAAUAAAGGAGGAGGAAGAAAAUUUACUCUCUUCCAAAAGAGCAGCAGAAGUUGAGCUGAAAAAUAUGCAAAAAGAAAGGGAGGAUAUUGUGAAGUUCAAGGCAGACUCUGAGAAGACAAAAAAUUCCCUCGAGGGUGAAAAGCAAGAAGUGCUUCAUGCAAAAGAGAAGCUGGAACUCACUUUAGCUGAGAGAAAUGAGUUGCUUGUUCUGAAAACAAAGCUUAAAGAAGAAAUCGAUAGUUUUAGAGCACAAAAGAUUGAGCUGUUAGCAGAAGCUGAUAAAUUGCAAGCAGAAAAGGAGAGGUUUGAGAUUGAAUGGGAGCUAAUUGAUGAGAAGAAGGAAGAGCUUCAGAAAGAAGCAGAAAGAAUUGCUGAAGAAAAAACCGCAAUCUCUCAGUUUCUCAAGAACGAACAUGAUAGCAUUAAACAAGAGAAGGAGAAUUUGCGUAAUCAAUUCAAAAAUGAUUUGGAAUCAUUGUCUCGUGAGCGUGAAGAAUUUAUGACUAAUAUGCAGCAUGAACAAGCAAAUUGGUUGAGUAAGAUUCAGCAAGAAAGAGAAGAAUUUAAAAGGGAUAUUGAAAUUCAGAGAAAAGAACUACAGAAUUCUAUUAAUCAAAGGGAGGCGGAAAUUGAGACUUCUUUAAGAGAUAAAGAGGAAGAAUUUGAGCAGAAGAAAGCUAAAGAACUUCAGUAUGUAACUUCUCAAAAGGAUAUGAUUAAAAUGCAGCUAGAACAUAUAGCGUCACAGUUGGAGAUGCUCGCUAGUGAGAGAAAGCAGAUUGCUCUUGAUCGCGAACAGAGGGAGAGAGAAUUAUCUGAAAUCAAAAGCUCCAUUGAAUUGCUCAAUAUUCAAAGGGAAAAGCUGCAGGAGCAAAGGGAGUUGUUGCACAAAGAUCGGGAGGAAAUUACUAAACAAAUUCAAAUUCUUAAAGAAUUGGAAGAUUCGAACAUCGAAUCUGAAAAUAGGGCAUUAUCAGUGGUGCCCACUAACGAGUUAAGGGUGCCAAUCAAAAUGCACACAAGUAAUACCAAUAAUAAUGAAGAAGAGAUUAUUGAAGAAAGAAAUAUGGCUAUUAAGGUCAAGGCUUCUGAAGCUUCACCAUCAGCAUCAACUCCUGUUUUCUGGGUCAGGAGAUGUGCCGAGGUGGUAUUCCGGCGGUCUUCGGACAAAAAAGCUUAUUUUGUUGCCGAUAAAGAUGCCCAAAACAGAAAUUUGGAAAACAUUGGAAAAGUGAGGGAGGAAAAGAAGGAAAUUCAAUCAUCUUUAGCUGAAAAUGUUAGAAGUAUACAAACAGUGGUAACUUCGUUGGGAAGAAAAAGACUGAAAAAUUCUAUCCCUUGUAAUGAUGCAGACGCUGAGUUGGAGCCAAGCAGGAAGCUCCAGAAAAUAGGGAGACAAAAAAGAAGAAUAGAUGGGCAAGGAAAAAACAACUGUGCUCCUGAGGGUCAGCAACCAUGGUCGAGUGAUGAAAACCCUAAAAUUACAAAUCGAACAGGGCCAGAGAAUGUACUGAAAAUGUCAGAUGACGUGCUGUUGUUGGAUUCGGUUUUCAAUGGAUCACUAAAAACCCAAAAGCAGUUAAUAGACAAAGGUGCAUUUGACAGUGAAGGACCAUCAGAGGAGAUUACUACGCCUGCAGCUAAGCCAAUUGCCAGCAAUAAUCACUUUAAAAAGCAAGAUGUGGGCGAUCAAGAUACGGAUGAUGAAAUCGACGGUGAGGAUGAAGAUGAGGCCUCCGUGAAAGACAAGCUAUGGAAUUUCCUCAUCACAUGAUGAUUGGCAAUAUCGCUUGUAUCAUAAUACAACUUAGGAGAUUAGUUGCUUCAUCUGGUUUUUAGUGAGUUCACCGCCUAAAUGGCGUCUGAUUUUAGCGAAUUGGUUGUGUAUUGGGUUUUCGAGCGGUAGUUUUGUUAUCCGCUUGCGGGUUUUCUUUUUAGCUUUUUCUUUCUUGGGUCUUGUUUACAUAUUUUCUACUUUGGUCCAAACAUGUAAAAUGAUGGAGGUGUGCAGAAUAUGUAGACAGUUUGCUAUGAAAGGAAUUGAGAUAUAUGAUGAUACAAAGUUUCUAUGAAAAA
Ananas comosus (pineapple) is the source of this 3461-nucleotide messenger RNA. RefSeq names its product protein CROWDED NUCLEI 4-like. Gene Ontology annotation, biological process: nucleus organization. Gene Ontology annotation, cellular component: nucleus. The transcript has 8 exons. NCBI's taxonomy places the organism in Eukaryota, Viridiplantae, Streptophyta, Magnoliopsida, Poales, Bromeliaceae. Bases 103 to 3159 code for a protein of 1018 amino acids. The record is from RefSeq and is a predicted model, not a curated record.